AUGGGCCACGGACCAGCGCCAUUCGGCCCCCCUCCACCUCCUCCCCAUGGCCAUGGCCACGGACAUGGACAUCCCCAGGGGCCGCCUCCACCACCUCACGCGGCACAUGGCCAGCAUGCACAAGGCCAAGCCGUGCCCAUUCUAGCCAUCAUCUUCGGCUCCAUCGUCCUCAUCGUCCUCAUCAUCAACGUCUUCAAGUUCGCCCAGUUCUAUCUCGAGCACCACGCCCCGCACAGCCAGGACGACAAGAAGGCCAAGCCCUGCAACGGAAACUGCCAGUGCCAGGGCCUGCCCCCCAACCCCAAGCAGCGGCCGGGCGUUGACCCUCCGCCCUACUCGAACAACAACGAGCUCGAGGAGCGGAGACGGCUCAUGGACGAGGACGACGGGUCCAACUAUGUCCCUUGA
This is a messenger RNA of Clonostachys rhizophaga, 408 nucleotides long. The record is from the annotation of a GenBank genome assembly. Lineage: Eukaryota; Fungi; Ascomycota; Sordariomycetes; Hypocreales; Bionectriaceae.